Messenger RNA from Orussus abietinus, 2933 nucleotides. RefSeq names its product nicotinate phosphoribosyltransferase (gene Naprt). The coding region runs from base 391 to 2220 and encodes 609 amino acids. Gene Ontology annotation, molecular function: nicotinate phosphoribosyltransferase activity. The record is from RefSeq and is a predicted model, not a curated record. Gene Ontology annotation, biological process: NAD+ biosynthetic process. The transcript is spliced from 11 exons. Lineage: Eukaryota; Metazoa; Arthropoda; Insecta; Hymenoptera; Orussidae.
CUCAGUUCUUCGUUAACUUGGAUACGGUAACGCAGCGUAAUCGGACCGGCUGCGCUUCUCGGUCGGCACAGUUCGGCUCGGUUCGGCUUGGUUCGGCAGUUUGCGCUCGACACCGUCGCGGGGCGGACCGUUGAAUGUUUCGUUCCGACGUCGCAGACCUGAUAUCCGUAUUAUCGAGAGACGCGCCUUAAGCACCGAUUAGUAUCGUUGCGUGACAUCGUUUGGUCACCACGAAGCGUCCUGUGCCCUGCCUUGCACGCUGCGAUUAUCUGCGCGCAUCCCCUGGAUCGCUAUCAAUUGCUAUUGCACCCGUUACGCUUUAAGUGUUGAGGUUAAGUGCAGCGGUCCAGAGGUGACGCUCCUCUACUCGCGUCCGAAAAAUCUUACAUAAUGUCCAAUUACGAGGAUACGUCGUGCUGUGACCGGCUCGGUCAAAACGCAGUGGUCCAGCCUCUCCUUACAGAUUUAUAUCAGAUCACGAUGGCAUAUGCAUACUGGAAAAGUGGAAAAAAGGAUGAUUAUGCCGUGUUUGAUUUAUUCUUUCGCAAAAAUCCUUUCCAAGGUGAAUUUACCAUCUUUGCUGGUUUAGAAGAAUGUCUUAAGUUUCUAGAUAAAUUUCGUUACUCCAAAAGUGAUAUUGAAUAUCUGAAAUCGACGAUGCCUUCGGUAGACCCAACGUUUUUUGAUUACUUAAAAAAUGUAACUACUAAGGAGGUAACUAUUUAUGCCAUUGAUGAGGGUUCCGUCGUUUUCCCAAGAGUACCAUUGAUGAGGGUGGAAGGUCCUUUAAUAAUGGUACAACUAUUGGAAACGACCUUAUUAACAUUGGUUAACUAUGCCAGUUUAAUGGCAACAAAUGCAGCCAGAUAUCGUAUGGUUGCUGGAUCUAAAGUUAAACUUUUGGAAUUUGGCCUUAGAAGAGCUCAGGGACCUGAUGGAGGACUUAGCGCGUCUAAAUACAGUUAUAUUGGUGGUUUUGAUGGUACUAGUAAUGUUUUAGCCGGUAAAUUGUUUCACAUACCUGUUAAUGGAACACAUGCACACGCCUAUGUGACAUCUUUUGUAGGAAUAGCAGAAUUACAAACGAAGACUUUAGCACAUAAACAAACUGGACAGUUACAAGACUUGUUAGCAUUGUCUUGUAAAUACCGUGAUGCAAUUGCUUCAGAUUUGGAGGCAUUAGUAUCAGAAGCUUCUGACGGAGAAUUGGCAGCCUUAAUCAGCUUUGCAAUUGCCUUUCCAGAUGGAUUUAUGGCACUUGUUGAUACCUAUGAUGUUAAAAGCAUAGAAGCAUCCGCCAAGCGACAACAUAUACACGGCCUAAAUUUAAAAAAUAAAAUUAUAACUAAUGGGUCCAGUAAGCCUACUCAAAACAAUGUGAGAAACAACCCGGUUGUAUCUGAACCGACUCCGUCUUACAAGAAUGGCUUUUUAAGACGAGGUGAAUUGGGCGAGCUCUAUGUGAGAAGCGGCUUGUUGAACUUCUGCGCGGUGGCGUUGGCUGUAACAGAGCUAGGAUAUAAGCCAGUUGGAAUCCGAAUUGAUAGCGGAGAUCUAGCUUACCUCAGUCACACUGCUCGAGAUGUUUUUCAAAAGAUAGCGGUUAAAUAUAAUUUACCGUGGUUUGCCAAUUUGAAAAUCAUUGCCUCGAACAACAUCAACGAAGAAACAAUCUUAAGUCUAAAUGAACAGAAUCACAAAAUCGAUUGCUUCGGUAUUGGAACGCACUUGGUGACAUGUCAAAGGCAACCGGCACUUGGUUGUGUCUACAAGAUGGUGGAGCUCAAUUUCCAGCCAAGACUCAAGCUCAGUCAAGAAGUUGGCAAAGUUACUAUGCCAGGAAGAAAAGAUGCAUACAGAUUGUACGGUUCCGAUGGACAUGCUCUGAUCGAUUUGCUACAAAGGUCUGUCGAAGCUGCACCCGAAGUGGGACAAAAAGUUCUGUGUCGACAUCCAUUUGAAGAGUCUAAAAGAGCGUAUGUAAUUCCAACGCACGUUGAGGCAUUGUACAAGGUCUACUGGAAGGAUGGUAAAAUAUGCCGGCCGUUGCCAACGUUACAUGAAGUUAGGAAUAGAGUACAAGAAUCAUUAAAAACACUGCGCAGUGAUCAUAAGAGGAAUUUGAAUCCGACUCCUUAUAAAGUUGCAGUCAGUGAUGAUCUUUACAGUUUCAUACACGAUUUGUGGCUGCAAAAUGCUCCAAUAGGAGAGUUGUCUUGAAGCUUUAAAUACUUGUCAAGUGAAUGCCACGAGAGUUGACAUUUUUGGUGCAGGAAGUUGUUUAGUAGAGCGACCUCUGCUCUUAGAUAACUGGAGGAUUUACAAGUCAUCGAAAGAGAAAUACUAUGUCCGAUAUGAUAUCAAAAGGACGUAUUUUAAAAUGGAUAUUUGAUUGAAAAAUUGGUUUGUCGAAGCAAGAUGGUUUUGCAUGUAUUUUUACCGAAUGUAUAAAAUUCAAAUUACUUACAUGCAAGACAAUGGUAACAUGUACGUGAGUACGUGCGGUAAAAAAUCAUGCUUCGCGUUAAGAAACUCAUGGGUCUAACAUGUUUGAUUAUUGUGUCCUUUGGAUUUUUUCUAUAUUACAAGUAAAGUUCUCAAUGAUGGUAAAUAAUAAGAACUUACCAUCAUAAAUGAGGCAUACUUGCAUAAUAGUUUUUAUAGCAAAAGAAGUACAAACAAAAUAUUUACCCGCGUAAGGAAUACGAAUACUUAAAAUAUACAUCCUGUAGCAAUUAAAUAACAAGAUAUAAUAUUUCCUUCCAAGGUCUGUAAAUAAGAGUCGAAGAAGGCAAUAAAUUAUUUGUAAAUAUGUAAUUGAUAAUACAUUUUGGUUUUUUUUUUCUUAGCGUAGUUAUUAUCUGAAAUUUAGGAGAAUAUUUUGUCUUUAUGAUAAGGAACUGCAGUAUAUAAAAAAUCAUUACCGAAACAUA